Messenger RNA from Lottia gigantea (owl limpet), 1138 nucleotides. RefSeq lists its product as hypothetical. Bases 159 to 1064 code for a protein of 301 amino acids. The transcript has 11 exons. Gene Ontology annotation, cellular component: VCP-NPL4-UFD1 AAA ATPase complex. The record is from RefSeq and is a predicted model, not a curated record. Gene Ontology annotation, molecular function: polyubiquitin modification-dependent protein binding. Lineage: Eukaryota; Metazoa; Mollusca; Gastropoda; Lottiidae.
UAAACUUCCGCUUUUCAUUCCAGCUGAUCUCAUUUUCUAAAAUUUCACAUUUUUUCGUAACAAAACCGAAAUAGAAUUGACUCAGAAGCCGAAACUAGAGAAAACUGUGAGGCGAUAGACAUUUUCUAGUCUGUUAUUUUUUAUAUGAUUGCAAGAAAAUGUUUGGUUUUGGGCAAAUGUUCCCCGAAAUGGGAAGAAAUUUCUCUGCUAACUAUCGAUGUUAUUCGGCCAGUAUGUUAGGUGAUAGAGAAGAUGUUGAACGGGGUGGAAAAAUUAUAAUGCCACCUUCAGCCUUAGACCAGCUCACUCGACUUAAUAUACAGUAUCCCAUGUUAUUUAAACUGACCAAUAAGAAAUCAAAUAGAGAUACACAUUGUGGCGUGCUGGAGUUCGUAGCUGAUGAGGGCAGGAUUUAUAUACCUUAUUGGAUGAUGCAGAAUUUACUACUGGAUGAAGGAGGUUUGGUUCAGAUAGAAAACGUGUCACUAUCAGUUGCAACUUUCGCCAAAUUUCAGCCUCAAUCAGUAGAUUUUCUCGAUAUUACCAAUCCUAAAGCUGUAUUAGAGAAUGGAUUACGUAACUUUGCCUGUUUAACAACAACUGAUGUUAUUGCUAUUAAAUAUAAUGAGAAGAUUUAUGAACUAUGUGUUUUAGAAACGAAACCCGGGAAAGCUGUUUCUAUUAUAGAGUGUGAUAUGAAUGUAGAAUUUGCCGCCCCAGUAGGCUAUCAGGAGCCUGAUUAUAAGAAAAUGGCAGCAGACAAGAAAGAGGCUGAAGCAGAAGGAGAGCCAAUGGAUGCAGAUGAUAUGAUGGAUGCUGCUUUUAGGGCGUUUAGUGGUCAAGGUAACAGAUUAGAUGGUAAAUUAAAAAAUACAGAAAGUUGUCCUGCUGCCCUGGAUACAGAAAUGGUUCGCAGGGGUAUACCAAAUUAUAAUUAUAAAAAAGGAACUAUAACAUUCAUAAGAACACAGAAACCAGUCAAUACAGAUAAUGGAGAGGUGAAUGCCGAUUUUGAAGCUUUCUCAGGUCAAGGUCAAAGUUUACGGAAGAAAGGUCGAAAGUGAAGAGAAUCGAGAUAUUUGUUGAUAUUUAUUGUAUAUUUUGUAAUUACUAAAACUAAGAAUAAUUUUGUAAACAC